UCAGUCACCACCUGAAGCUCAGACAUGAGGUUCUCUGCUCUCCUUAUUCUCAUUCUCAACACCUACUGCAUCUUCUCUCAAAUUCCCCAUGAAGCAACCUAUUUUGUGGGCUGCUUUGAGAACGGCACUUCUGCAGUACAGUAUGAUUUUGACGAAGAAGAAGUUUUAUAUGUUGAUUUUCCCAGGAAAGAGAUUGUGUUUACUGUGCCAAACUUCAUCAAUGCUCAUCCAGAUCAGCUGCUAGGAAGGUUUAGUAUCCUUAAAGAUGCUCUAAACAACGAAAAAAUGUGUCAACCCGCAAUGAAGUUGAUUAAAAGUGAAGUUAAACCUUCAUCUGAAGAAAAGGACCCUCCAGACCACAUGAUAUUCCCUUCAAGAGAGGUAGAACCUGAAGAAGAAAACACCCUCAUCUGCUUUGUGAAUUAUUUCUACCCACCUACUGUCAAAGUCAGCUGGACUAAAAAUGGCCUCCCAGCUACAAAGGGGGUGUGGAUCAGUGAAUACUCUCCCAAUAACGACCAAACCUUCCGAAUGUUCUCAACACUGAAGUUCACACCCAGAAAAGGGGACAUUUACUCCUGCACUGUAGAGCAUCCUGCAUUGGAGACUCCGAAAACAAGAAUCUUGGAAAUUGAAUUCAACAAAGCAGAUCCAAGUCUUUGGCCAGUUGUUUACUGUGGAGUCGGUGUGGCUCUUGGCAUUUUGGGAAUCACUGUGGGAGUGUUUUUUAUUGUCAAGGCACAACAUUUAAACUAAUCUUGUUUAUGUUAAAUACUGUCAACACUGAUGGUAGUGUAAGUAAUGCAUUAGUUACAUAUUAAAGUUGUUGAAUAAAUUUUUGCAAUCCACAUCACCUUUAAGCUCCAUAGAGUAUUUCUUUUUUACUUCUUGGCUUUAGCAAAAAGGUAAAGCCCUGUAUAUUGGUGGUGCACUGCUAAAAUAUUCUAUUGGUAAUUUAUCAGUAAAACAUUUAAAAGAUAUUAACAAACUUUUUGUCAUGUGGUACACUCUAUGUGCUGUAUGAUCUAUAUUUUUGUAGAUUAAAAAGACAACAUCAUUAUGGGUUUUUUUUCUUGUUUUUGUGUUAGCUAAUAAACUGAACAUUCAAUCUUUAAAAAA
Messenger RNA from Cyprinodon tularosa, 1119 nucleotides. RefSeq names its product RLA class II histocompatibility antigen, DP alpha-1 chain-like. The coding region runs from base 25 to 756 and encodes 243 amino acids. The record is from RefSeq and is a predicted model, not a curated record. Gene Ontology annotation, molecular function: MHC class II protein complex binding. The transcript has 4 exons. Gene Ontology annotation, cellular component: MHC class II protein complex; membrane. Gene Ontology annotation, biological process: immunoglobulin production involved in immunoglobulin-mediated immune response; peptide antigen assembly with MHC class II protein complex; positive regulation of T cell activation. Lineage: Eukaryota; Metazoa; Chordata; Actinopteri; Cyprinodontiformes; Cyprinodontidae.